GUAGCUGCGCGCCGUCGUCGAAGGUCGGUGCGUGUCCGGGUGGAGUGACACGUGUGGCCGGGACGCAUUCAGGGGUGCCUGUAUCAAGCCAACGGGAAAUUUUAUUUAGUGUCUUUUUAAUUAAUUUUUAAUUGUUUGGAUCGAACAGACAUUUUUCUCUUCUUUAUUUAAACCCCAAAGACGAAAAAAUGGGACGCGGAGAAGGUCGGGAACAGUAUGAGCUGGCAGCUACCUCGGAACAGGGUGGCAAGAAAUCCAAGCCCAAGGGCAAGAAGGACAAGGACAAGGAUAUGGAUGAACUUAAAAAGGAAGUGGACUUGGAUGAUCAUAGGCUGACUCUGGAAGAGCUUAACAGGAAGUAUGACACCGAUCUUACCAGGGGAUUGACUGCCGCCCGUGCAAAAGAGAUUCUUGCACGUGAUGGACCCAAUGCUCUGACCCCCCCUCCCACCACCCCUGAAUGGGUCAAAUUCUGCAAGCAGCUCUUUGGUGGAUUCUCCACUCUUCUGUGGAUUGGAGCUAUUCUUUGCUUCCUGGCAUAUGGAAUCCAAGCAGCUUCAGAAGAUGAACCAGCAAAUGAUAAUUUGUACCUGGGUAUUGUGUUAUCUGCGGUAGUUAUGAUAACUGGAUGCUUCUCAUACUAUCAAGAGGCUAAGAGCUCAAAGAUCAUGGACUCCUUCAAGAAUCUUGUACCUCAGCAAGCCUUGGUCAUCCGUGAUGGUGAGAAAAUGAGCAUCAAUGCAGAAGAUGUGGUUGUUGGAGACCUUGUGGAGGUUAAGGGUGGAGACAGAAUUCCUGCUGAUCUGCGCAUUAUUUCUGCUCAUGGAUGCAAGGUGGACAAUUCCUCACUGACUGGUGAAUCUGAGCCCCAGACUCGUACUCCAGACUUCUCCAAUGAAAAUCCUUUGGAAACAAGGAACAUUGCUUUUUUUUCUACCAAUUGUGUGGAAGGUACAGCUAGAGGUAUUGUCAUCAGCACUGGUGAUCGGACUGUCAUGGGCCGUAUCGCUACUCUUGCCUCUGGUCUGGAAGUUGGCCGAACCCCCAUUUCUAUCGAGAUUGAACACUUCAUCCACAUUAUCACUGGUGUGGCUGUUUUCCUCGGUGUGUCCUUCUUUAUUCUGUCACUGAUUCUUGGAUACAGCUGGCUAGAGGCCGUCAUUUUCCUCAUUGGGAUCAUUGUCGCAAAUGUGCCAGAGGGUCUCUUGGCUACAGUAACUGUGUGUCUGACUCUAACUGCUAAACGUAUGGCGAAGAAGAACUGUCUGGUAAAGAAUCUAGAAGCUGUAGAAACCCUUGGCUCCACUUCCACUAUUUGCUCAGACAAGACAGGAACUCUGACUCAGAACCGUAUGACUGUGGCACAUAUGUGGUUUGAUAAUCAAAUUCAUGAAGCAGAUACCACAGAGAACCAAAGCGGAACCUCGUUUGACAGAAGCUCAGCCACUUGGGCUGGGCUGGCUCGAAUUGCUGGCCUGUGCAAUCGUGCAGUCUUCCUUGCUGAUCAGGAUAAUGUUCCUAUCCUUAAGAGAGAUACAGCUGGUGAUGCUUCAGAGUCUGCCCUGUUAAAGUGUAUUGAGCUUUGCUGUGGUUCAGUGAAGGAGAUGAGGGAUAAGUACACAAAGAUUGCAGAGAUCCCAUUCAACUCCACCAAUAAAUACCAGCUGUCCAUCCACAAGAACCCCAAUGAUGGAGAGAGCAAACACCUGCUAGUAAUGAAGGGCGCUCCCGAGAGGAUUCUGGACCGAUGCUCGACUAUUAUGCUUCAAGGAAAAGAGCAACCACUGGAUGAUGAGUUAAAGGAUGCUUUCCAAAAUGCCUAUUUAGAAUUGGGUGGCCUUGGAGAGCGAGUGCUGGGUUUCUGCCAUUACGAUCUUUCUGAUGACCAGUUCCCUGAAGACUUCCAGUUUGAUACAGAUGAGGUGAACUUUCCCACUGAGAAUCUGUGCUUUGUUGGACUCAUGUCUAUGAUUGAUCCUCCUCGUGCUGCUGUACCUGAUGCUGUUGGCAAAUGCAGGAGUGCUGGAAUUAAGGUUAUCAUGGUGACAGGAGAUCAUCCAAUCACAGCUAAAGCCAUUGCUAAGGGUGUGGGUAUCAUCUCUGAAGGCAAUGAAACUGUGGAAGACAUCGCUGCCCGUCUGAACAUCCCAAUAAAUGAGGUCAACCCAAGAGAUGCCAAGGCAUGUGUGGUUCAUGGUGGUGAUCUUAAGGACCUGACCCCAGAGCAGCUGGAUGAUGUCUUGAAACACCACACUGAAAUUGUGUUUGCCAGAACAUCUCCUCAACAAAAACUGAUUAUUGUGGAAGGAUGCCAGCGGCAGGGUGCCAUUGUGGCUGUGACUGGUGAUGGUGUUAAUGACUCUCCUGCUCUGAAGAAGGCUGACAUUGGUGUAGCAAUGGGUAUUGCUGGAUCUGAUGUCUCCAAACAGGCUGCUGAUAUGAUUCUCCUGGAUGACAACUUUGCUUCUAUUGUUACUGGAGUAGAAGAAGGCCGCCUGAUCUUUGACAACUUGAAGAAGUCAAUUGCUUACACCUUGACAAGUAAUAUUCCUGAGAUCACACCUUUUCUUCUGUUUAUAAUUGCAAACAUCCCUCUUCCUCUGGGCACAGUUACCAUUCUUUGCAUUGACCUUGGAACAGACAUGGUCCCUGCAAUUUCCUUGGCCUAUGAGGCUGCUGAGAGUGACAUCAUGAAGAGGCAACCCAGAAACCCCAAGACAGACAAGCUGGUUAAUGAAAGGCUUAUUAGCAUGGCCUAUGGGCAGAUUGGUAUGAUUCAGGCACUAGCUGGCUUCUUUACCUACUUUGUAAUUCUGGCUGAGAAUGGCUUCCUGCCUUCUACAUUGCUGGGUAUACGUGUGUUCUGGGAUGACAAAUACAUCAAUGAUCUGGAAGAUAGUUAUGGGCAGCAGUGGACAUAUGAGCAGAGGAAGAUCGUGGAGUUCACAUGCCAUACAGCAUUCUUUAUCAGUAUUGUGGUUGUGCAAUGGGCAGAUUUGAUCAUCUGUAAGACCAGGAGGAACUCAGUCUUCCAACAAGGCAUGAAGAACAAAAUUCUCAUCUUUGGACUGUUUGAGGAGACUGCUUUAGCAGCUUUCCUCUCCUACUGCCCAGGAAUGGAUGUUGCCUUAAGAAUGUAUCCACUCAAACCAAACUGGUGGUUCUGUGCCUUCCCCUACUCACUACUUAUCUUUAUUUAUGAUGAAAUUCGAAAGCUUAUCAUCCGGCGCAGUCCAGGAGGUUGGGUGGAGAGAGAGACCUAUUACUAAAGCAUCCUGUCUACAUUGCACAAAAUUUAUUUGCAUGGCUGUCUUGCUGCUUGGAAUUUAACCUCAGUAAUUCAGUUUUUUUAUACACAAAAAUCUGUACAUCUCUAGGGAAUGCUUGACACAAACAUGGAGAUCAUGAACCAAGACAUUGCGUGCCUUGUUUCUGAAGCCGGACCAAUUUUCUACGUUUUUAAAAUUGUGAUAUAAAUAAACUCCCAGUCGUUUCCCCACAUUUGAAAUCAUUUGGAUGCUUUACAUUUAUUCGUUUGGUAGAUAUGUCCAAAUAGACAUACAGGUUAAUAGAAGCAUAGAGCUGAGCAGUUUGGGUCUUGCUCAAGGGCCUUAAAGUGGCCACUGACGAGACCUUUUUUGGGUUUUUUUUGUUUGUUUUUUUUAAAUAAACAUGCGAGUAGUUUGGCUCAGCACACCCCAAUUAGUUCAGUAUGGGAUAAAAAAUCUUCCUGUUUUUAUUGCCUAUUUCUGAAAGUGGAAUAAACUCAGUUUAUAGAUGUGAUUUAUAGCUUUAAGGCUUUCAUGGUGCAAAAUUAACUGUGAGAUUCACAGACCAAGUUGGAAUCCCUGAGGACUGUUUUCUGUGCUUCCAACACAGGGGUGGGUUUACAGUCUGCUCUUUAUAUAAUUUUGAUGGAAGCGAAUUUAAGCCUGAAUGACCAUGGCACUCCAGCAUGUAAGCAAAAACUGUUUUUCUUGUUUGAACCCAAUUCUGUUAAUUGAUAUUACCCAAAUUGAUAUUACAUGUGAUCAUGACAUACACAAAGAAAAUCUGCAAAUAGGCUCUGGUUUUCAGUUUUCUUUAACUGACACAUUUGGCUACAGAGGUCACAUUUGCUUAAGAUUUAUUUCCUCUGUGUAUGUGAAUUCAAUUAGUGGGAUUUUUUUUGUUUUUUUCCCUCUCUGUUCCACUUAACCAAAUUCUACCUAAGCUAGAAAUCUGAGACUGGUGAGACAAUUAACAACUGUAUAAUUGUCCAAGUUGCAGCUUGAGGUCCAUACUUUCAGCUGUGCUGGGUUUUAUUUUAUUUACAUAUAUUUGAUAAACCAAACGAAACAGUGGCACAUCAAACUUUUUCCCCCAAAAAAAGCAUUUUAAAAGAUCAGUAAGAGGAAAAUGGAUUGCAGCAAAUUUUGUUUUGCACAAUAUUUAAAAAGCAUGAACCCAAUUUAUUUUUUAAUGUAGGAGUAUGCUUUGCCUGAUGUGACAUUUAAGGCAGAAAAAAAAUAUGUAAUUUGUAUUUUAAACCAUGUAUUGAGUGUGCAUGAUUUUGCAUGACCUUUAGAGAAUUAAGAAUUAUACAAACAAAACAGCAACUGGGUCCAGUGUGAAGCAAGUUUAUCAUGAGGCAGAAGUGCUUGGGGACCAGGUGAUGUGUACAGUCAUCAGUUCUGCCUAAUCUAGGCAUUACCACUUUUUGAAACCUUAAUGCAGGAAAUAUGAGCUUGCCAAUCAUCUUUUGUUUAUGACCUCCUUGAUAUGUAAGUCAUUACUAUACAUGCAUUCCCUAUGUGAAUGAAGACUGUUAGAUGAAUCCAAUAAAAAGACAAAAGCUUA
Hemibagrus wyckioides is the source of this 4839-nucleotide messenger RNA. RefSeq names its product sodium/potassium-transporting ATPase subunit alpha-1. Gene Ontology annotation, cellular component: membrane. The record is from RefSeq and is a predicted model, not a curated record. NCBI's taxonomy places the organism in Eukaryota, Metazoa, Chordata, Actinopteri, Siluriformes, Bagridae. Gene Ontology annotation, molecular function: ATP binding; ATP hydrolysis activity; P-type sodium:potassium-exchanging transporter activity. Bases 189 to 3269 code for a protein of 1026 amino acids. The transcript is spliced from 22 exons. Gene Ontology annotation, biological process: sodium ion export across plasma membrane; proton transmembrane transport; intracellular sodium ion homeostasis.